Setaria italica (foxtail millet) is the source of this 2904-nucleotide messenger RNA. RefSeq lists its product as uncharacterized. The transcript is spliced from 11 exons. The record is from RefSeq and is a predicted model, not a curated record. The coding region runs from base 162 to 2624 and encodes 820 amino acids. NCBI's taxonomy places the organism in Eukaryota, Viridiplantae, Streptophyta, Magnoliopsida, Poales, Poaceae.
UUCUCAUCACUCUUCUCUCUCCCCACUUCCCGAACUGUAGCGAAGCGAAACGUAAACAAAUACGUUCCCAAACCAACCACGCACCCAAUGAAAUCGAGGGAAGGUUCACGGCACGCAGCUCCCCACCACUAACCGCACUCGAUCGACGCCACCGCCCCGCUAUGCUCCAGCUCCAGCCCCCUCGCUUCCUGCCCCUCCCGCGCCGCCGCCUCGCCGGCCGCCGGCGUCGCGCCCGGCCAACGCUCGCCCUCAAUUCCAAGUGGAAGCUCCCCGACGUGGACACAGAUGCGGUGCGGGGGCGGGUGCGGUCGUGGAUGUCCCUGGCGCGGGGCGCGAUCGCCGACGCGGCGCACGCGGCGCGGGAGAGAGCGAAGCACAAGGAGGACCCGGAGGAUGGGAAGAAGAAGCAGCGGAAGGAGGUGGCGGUGGAGGAGCAGGCGCUCGUGGCCGUGCCGGAGGUCACCGUGGAGUUGCGGGUGGCUCAGGGGUGGCUUUCGCUGGACGCCGUCGUCUCCAUCGAACAGUUCGCCAGGUUGAAUGGGCUGACGGGGAGACAGGUGCAGAGGAUAUUUGAAGCACUUGCUCCCGAACAUCUGCACAAUGAUGCUCGAAGCCUGGUUGAGUAUAGUUGCUUUCGGUACUUGUCACGAGAUAACUCUGACUUUCAUCCAAACUUAAAGGAGCUUGCCUUUCAAAAGCUUGUCUUUGUGACUAUGCUUGCUUGGGAAGAUCCAUAUAAUGAAGUUGACGGUCCACUUUCUUCGCUAGACAACUAUUCUGUACUGGGAAAACUUGUUGGAGAAGAUGCCUUUGUCCGAAUUGCUCCUGCUAUUGCAGGUGUUGCUGAUGCUUCAACAGCUCACUAUCUCUUUAGGGCUCUUGUUGGUGCAGAAAAGGGACUUUCAUUUGAUCUGUGGACAACAUAUCUUGCUGAACUUUUGAAGGUUCAUCAUGGCAGGCAGACACAUAAAAUGGGAGAUAUUUUUUUGUCUGAUGAGCAAGUUCUAUGCAUAGGCUCUAGUAAAAAAAGACCUGUUCUAAAAUGGGAAGAAAACACUGCAUGGCCUGGAAACCUUACCUUGACAGACAAGGCACUAUAUUUUGAGGCCAUUGGACUGUCAGGUACCAAGAAACCAAUGAGGCUUGACCUUACAGAUCGGAAUUCAAGGGUUGAAAAGGCGAAGGUUGGACCAUUUGGAUCCAAACUGUUUGAUUCUGCUGUCUCAGUUUCUUCUGGUUCAACGUCAGAUGAAUGGACACUAGAAUUUGUUGAUUUUAGUGGUGAGAUGAGACGAGAAGUAUGGCUUGCCUUCAUCAGUGAAAUGAUUUCAGUUUAUAGAUUCAUUCGUGAAUAUGGUCCGGGUGAUAAUGAUCCAGCAAUUCAUCAUGUAUAUGGUGCCCACAAAGGCAAGAAAAGAGCUGUUAGCAGUGCAGCAAACAGUAUUGCAAGGCUUCAGUCUCUGCAGUUCAUACGGAGAUUGCAUGAGGAUCCAGCUAAGCUAGUGCAGUUCUCUUAUUUGUCCAAUGCACCAUUUGGUGAUGUUGUUCUUCAGACACUAGCAGUGAAAUUUUGGGGUGGGCCUUUAAUCACAAAGGUCAAAUCUGCAAAUCACAGGUCACCUCAAUGGCAUAGAUCUUCAGAGGACCCAUCUAGUGGUCAUGCACAUGUUUAUGACAUAGAUGGUAGUGUGUACUUACGCAAGUGGAUGACAUCUCCCAGCUGGGCAUCCAGCCACUCAGCCAACUUUUGGAGAAAUUCUUCUGUCAAGCAUGGUGUAGUAUUGAGUAAAUCUUUAGUUGUAGCUGAUAAAAACCUUGUAGAAAAGGCAAUGAUUAACUGUAAAGAGAAGAGGAAAGUAGUUGAAAGGACACAGGCAACAAUAGUUGCUGCUACAAUUGAAGGUAUUCCAAGCAACAUUGACCUCUUCAAGGAACUUAUGCUUCCUUUUGUAAUAAUGGCUGAAAAAUUCAAGAAACUGCAACGCUGGGAGAACCCACGUUCGACCAUUUGUUUUCUACUAUUAGUUCAUACUGUUGUUUUCAGGAACAUGCUUUCUUAUGUAUUUCCAUUCACCCUGAUGAUGAUGGCCCUUUCCAUGCUUGCCGUGAAAGGGCUGAAAGAACAAGGCAGGCUAGGUAGAUCUUUCGGCAAAGUGACAAUUAGGGAUCAACCGCCGUCAAACACAAUUCAGAAGAUCCUAGCCCUUAAAGAAGCAAUGGCCUCCGUGGAAAAUUAUCUACAGAACCUGAAUGUCUCUCUUCUGAAAAUCCGCACAAUCUUUUUAGCUGGCCAACCUGAGGUGACGACACAGGUUGCGCUUGUUCUUCUAGCAUCCUCAGCCGUUCUUCUUGUUUUUCCGUUCAAAUAUGUUCUUGCAUUCUUUACGUUUGAUCUCUUCACAAGGGAGCUAGAAUUCCGGAGGGAAAUGGUUAGAGCCUUCAUGAACUUUUUGAAGGAACGGUGGGAAUCGAUACAUGCUGCCCCUGUGGUCGUGUUGCCAUAUGAGGGCGCCGAAAGCAGCCCCAAGCCACUCCCAUCGAAAGCUUCGGGGCAAUCAGAACCUCAGAAUGUGCAACGUGUUGGCAGCUACGUCACUUCAAAGAACGGCAUCAGCAAUUCAUGAUCCGUUCAGCUUUAAGGAUUGUGUUGUAAGUUUGUUUUGUACAGUUAUAACGUGUACAGAAUAUUUGAGAGGUCAGAUUAGGCAUAGCCCAUACCAAAAGGUGGAUUCUGCAGGAGCUCUUGGAGCAGUAUUUCACUACGUCGUAAUGAGUAACUAGACAACAGAUGGUAGCUGGUAGGAUUAAGAAAUUUUGUUCUAUUGUCGGUCUCCUUUUACCGGUCGAUGGCCUGAUAUUCUGUAAUGUCAAGUUGACAUAUGCGUGCUGAUAACCUUUUUGGAA